This is a messenger RNA of Patiria miniata (bat star), 2798 nucleotides long. RefSeq names its product nuclear autoantigenic sperm protein-like. The record is from RefSeq and is a predicted model, not a curated record. Gene Ontology annotation, biological process: CENP-A containing chromatin assembly; DNA replication-dependent chromatin assembly. The coding region runs from base 34 to 1851 and encodes 605 amino acids. Gene Ontology annotation, cellular component: nucleoplasm. Gene Ontology annotation, molecular function: histone binding. Lineage: Eukaryota; Metazoa; Echinodermata; Asteroidea; Valvatida; Asterinidae. The transcript is spliced from 15 exons.
GUUUAUCCACACGUUGGUGUAUAACAAGUCAAAAUGAUUGGUGAAGUAGAAGGGCUGUUUUUGGCAAUUUGUCAGUUGUUUAUAAAUUACACGGCCAUUGUGGCGUCCACGUUAACCUGGUUCAGCAAUCUGCAGCAUUGCAUGUAUUUGUGUUCGGACAUUGAUGUGGAGGCAGCCACUCUGUUGUCUCAAGGCCGACGGAAUCUGCUCGUCGGAGAUCCACCCAGUGCCGUACAGAGUCUUCAGGAGGCUUGCGAGCUACUUGGCGCCAAGUAUGGCGAGCUGGCCAACGAGUGCGGGGAGAGCUAUUACUACUAUGGCUGGGCCCUGCUGGAGAUGGCGCGCAUGGAGACGGGCGUCCUAGGCAACGCCUUGCAAGGAGUGCCAGAGGAGGAGGACACCGAUGGAGAGGCGGAGGGGGACAAAGUAGAAGAGGAAGAAAGGGAGAAAAUCUUCCACGAGGUACAGGAAGCCCUGGAGGACAAGAAGGACGAGCCAAAAGGUGAAGAGAGCGAAACGGACAAGGACAACGCGUCCGAGAAGGAUGACGCUAAAACGGAAUCCGAGAAGGAGGAGCCCGAAGCAGCUAGCGAGGGAGAAAAGGCUGGGGAUAAGCCCUCCCCCGACGAUGAGAAGAAAAAAGAGGAGGGAAUUGAAGAUAAGGGAAAUAAAGAGAAGGAGGGAGCUAAAGAUGGAGACAAGGCUGAGAAGAAGGCGAUGGAGGUCGACGAUGCAGGGAAGACGGAUUCUAAGAAAGACAACGAUGAAGAUGACAAAGCCAAGAAAGAAGGGAAAGACGAAGGGGAGGAGCCUAGUGGUGAUGCCGAAGGGGCGGAGCCUAGUAAGGAUGCCGAAGGGGCAGAGGAGGAUGCAGCGGAGGAGGAUGCGGCAGAGGAAGACGAGGAUGAGGAGGAAGGCGGGGCCAAGGCCGCCGGGGAGGAAACAAAAGAUGAAGACGUGUCCAAUUUCCAGCUGAGCUGGGAGAUGCUAGAACUUGCCAGAAUCAUCUUUUCAAGACAAGAAGGCGAAGAGUUCAAGCUGAAAGUAUCACAAGUCUACCUGAAGCUUGGGGAGUUGGGCCUGGAGACUGGGAACUACCCACAGAGCGUGGAGGACUUCACCCAAUGCUUGACAAGACAGAAGGAUUUGCUCAGCAACGACAGCCGAUUACUGGCCGAAACUUACUACAACUUGGCCUUGGCGUAUUCUUUUGACCAGAAGUUUGACAAAGCUAUUGAGAACUUUGGGCAAUCUACAGUCGUGAUUGACAACAGAAUAGCAACCCUCAGCAAAAAGACAGAGACAGAAAAACCUGCAUCUGAGGAGGACGUGCUGCAAGACCAGAAAGAAAUCAAGGAGCUAAAGGCUCUCAUCCCUGAAAUCAAAGCAAAGAUCGCAGAUGCCAAAGCGGAGAAGACCACAGCGGAGAAUGCGGUCGGACAAGCCAUGCGCUCAGCCGCGGCCGAAUUUGGUCUUGGUUCGUCAUCGUCCGGUGGCUUUGCCUCGAGCUCGUCCGGUGGCUUCGCCUCGAGCAGCGCCUCCGCCCCAGCCCAAACUAUUGCCGUGAGGAAGCCCACCGAUCCAAAGCCAGACGACAUCUCACAUCUUGUGCACAGAAAGCAGAGGAAGCCAGAGGAGGACGCGGAGCAGGAGACGGCCGGGAAGAAGUCUCGUCAGGAGGAAGGGGGCGGGGAUGCGGCCACCGCGAACGGCGUCAACGGGACGAAUGGCGUGGAGCAAACGACCAUGAACGGCGACGCCAAACAGUCGCCAGAGAAACCGGAAAUCAAAGUCAAACAAGUGGAGCAGAAGGCCAAUGGUUCCGCGGAGACUGCUGCCAUGGAAACGUAAAUUCCCACAAUGCAACAGUCUCAAACAGGUUUUUUUGGAUUCGGAAGUUUUUGUACAGUAAUGACUUACACCCCUGACCCUCUUUUCUAGAUACCCACACAGAAAAAAAGAAAUUUAAAAGAAAUAAGUCGGCAAAUUUUCUACAAAUUUAUUGGUUCUUGUUCGGUGUUUUUGUUUUUAUUUAUAUAGGUGUAACUCCCAACUCAGGUAUUCAAAUGUUUUAAAAAUGCAAAUUUUGAUACCUUGACCAAAUUAAAAGUGACACUAGGGUUCUUUGUCUUUUACAUAAACAUCUUUUAUUUUGAAAAUCUCUUACGACGCUAGUUUGUUGAAAUUGUUUCUUUUGAAAACCCCUCAACUGCCUAGAUUUUUUUGUUUUCCCAGAAGUUUUGCCAGACAAAACACGGACAUUUUUUUGUAGGGUAUAGAUAUACAGGCGUAACAUUCCACAAAUACCUAGAAAUUGUCCAAAUCAGCCUAAACAGAUAAAAAUAUAUAAACAAGAUUGUGUAUAAGUUACACCCUAAAUGUGUUUUUGUUUUUGAGAAAUAUGUUUGUGUUUACAACACUUUAAAAUCGUGCUCUAUAGUAUGUUUUUUUGUUAAACUUAAAAAAAUAAAACGUUAUUAAAAUGGGUGGUUGCAUUUGUUUAAGAUGAUCGUUAUGACGGUAUCGAUUUUGCGUGUUAGGAAAAUUUUUGGAAAAAGUGUUCACUUUGUAAUGAAGAGUUUUGUCCCGCGAAAGUUACAAGACUCAGUUUAUUGUUGACUUGGGCCUUCCUUGUUCUCAUGUAAGUUUUGUGUUUUGCAUAUAUACUCAGAUUUAUGUAUUCUAGAGCUUAAGAUGCGACAAAAACUGGUUUUCAACACAUUUUGUAAAAAUUGACAUCCGAUUGUUGGCCUUUGGUUGUGAAAACAGUAAUAAAGUUAGCAUAAUUAUAAUAGUAA